AGUGGAGUUUGUCAGCUGCAGCUGGGGCAGGAAGCGGCGGGAUGAUUGAAGGAUACAGUCCCGUUGUUCAGUCCCUUCUGGGGACUCUGUUCACGUGGGGGCUGACGGCGGCCGGGGCGGCUCUGGUGUUUGUCUUCUCUACGGGUCAGAGACGGAUCUUAGAUGGCAGUUUGGGGUUUGCGGCUGGGGUGAUGUUGGCAGCCUCCUAUUGGUCUCUCCUGGCCCCGGCUAUUGAGAUGUCGGAGCAUUACGGAAGGCUGGCUUUCCUCCCGGCCGCCGUGGGUUUCUCCUUGGGGGCCGGCUUUGUGUAUUUUGCUGACCUCCUUUUGCCGGCGCUGGGUAUGAGCGACGACCCGUUGUCCAUGGCGGCGCACGACUCCAAGCCCCCGAAGGAGAAAGAUGAGGGAUCGGUGUACGGCGAGCGAGAGCUCAGUAUCCGCAUAGAUAAGAUUGAGAAUGGUGACGUAUACCAGAGGAAAAGGGGCGCCCAACCUUCACCGGGAGAUGACCUGUCACUGCUGAGCGCCCCAGAACCCGUGAACAAAGGAGGGAGCAGCUGGAGACGGAUCAUGCUUCUCAUCCUGGCCAUCACCAUACACAACAUUCCAGAGGGGCUGGCCGUCGGCGUUGGCUUUGGCGCCAUUGGGAAGACGGCGUCCGCCACUUUCGAGAGUGCCAGAAAUCUAGCCAUCGGAAUAGGAAUCCAGAACUUUCCAGAGGGCCUUGCUGUUAGCCUUCCACUAAGAGGAGCCGGAUUGUCCACGUGGAGGUCGUUUUGGUACGGCCAGUUAAGUGGAAUGGUCGAGCCCAUUGCCGGAGUCUUAGGAGCCUUUGCCAUAGCACUGGCAGAGCCCAUCUUACCCUAUGCAUUAGCUUUUGCGGCGGGCGCCAUGGUGUAUGUGGUGAUGGAUGACAUCAUACCGGAAGCACAGACUGGUGGCAACGGCAAGCUGGCCUCCUGGACUUGUAUCUUGGGCUUCGUGGUCAUGAUGUCCUUGGACGUCGGUUUAGGAUAAGGAACGUGGUCACCGCGGAUGCUGAACCCCCCCCCCAGGACGAGGCGCUGGGCGCUACGACUACAGUUUACAAACAAAUUUGCCUUUUUACGAAUGAUUGAUUAGUUGUGUAUUUAUCUGAUGUUUUCUGUGUGUUAAUAUUGGGAGUUUGAUUCCAAAGAUGUGAU
Nanorana parkeri is the source of this 1183-nucleotide messenger RNA. RefSeq names its product solute carrier family 39 member 11 (gene SLC39A11). Gene Ontology annotation, biological process: zinc ion transmembrane transport. The record is from RefSeq and is a predicted model, not a curated record. Bases 42 to 1016 code for a protein of 324 amino acids. Gene Ontology annotation, molecular function: zinc ion transmembrane transporter activity. Gene Ontology annotation, cellular component: membrane. The transcript has 11 exons. Lineage: Eukaryota; Metazoa; Chordata; Amphibia; Anura; Dicroglossidae.